Messenger RNA from Lachnellula hyalina, 3903 nucleotides. Its product is annotated as Vegetative incompatibility protein HET-E-1. The transcript has 4 exons. The record is from RefSeq and is a predicted model, not a curated record. NCBI's taxonomy places the organism in Eukaryota, Fungi, Ascomycota, Leotiomycetes, Helotiales, Lachnaceae. Gene Ontology annotation, molecular function: protein binding. The coding region runs from base 1 to 3903 and encodes 1300 amino acids.
AUGGAACAGCAGAAGCCUCGCCGUAGAGCCAAAUGGCUGUCGAAAGUGCUCGGUCGUGAAAGCUCAUCUCAGGUCGCUGAGACAAAUUUCCAAAAUGACCAGCAUAAAGCACAAGGCCAAAGCCAAGGCCGCGGAAUUGAGGACGGUUCGUCCCGCAAGACUAGCCCAAAAGCUACCCCUUUUCAAGCCGAUUCGGGCGACGGCAAAGGCCAUACCGAGCCAUCGUCCCAAGUGCCAGUUGCCGAAAAUGAUUCAAAGCUUCAAGGUGAUCAAGAUAAAGCAGGGGUUGAUCCUAAGGAGCGGCCAGGAGAUGUUCCUAACAGUAUACCAAUGCCAGCAGUUGAGACUAUGAAAGUCCCAAAACCUCUCGCAUCUCAAGUUUUAGCUGCACCUGUUGAUACGUCCCGCAGUGCUGCAAAUAGUAACUCGCCUUAUCGCAAGGAGGACGAGAAUAAUACAUCACCUGUACCCCGUUUGCUUGAUCCCAAAGCCUGCAUGCAGAGCGCCGACCUCUGGGAGAAAGCCUACACACAGCUCUCCCAGGACACAAAGCACAAGGACCUUCUAACAAAAUACGAAGCGAUCCUAGAGGAGAGUUCCCCAGCUCCGAAUCCAGAGACCCGAGAUAGUUUCCCCAAGAAAAUGCAAGCGUCAGUACAGCGGCAAGUCAAUGUCAUGAAACGCAGACAAUGGACGAUUCAGUGGGAUCAGAAGUCUAUUGUUGUUCGAGAGCAGACGGAACGCAUUGUCAAGUUUAUUCAGACGUUUUCGAAGCUGGGCACGGCUAUUGCACAGAUUGAUCCGGUUCAUGCUGGUAUUCCUUGGGCAGGCGUCUGUGCUAUUCUCACACUCAUUCUCAACGAUUCUACUCAACACAAGGCGGCUUUAGAUGGGCUCGAGGAUAUCUCAUCUUUGGUGGCAAAAUAUAUUGCGAUUGAAGAUGUCUAUGUCCAAAGUCAUCAGGUGGAUCCCAAAGCCGAGAGCAACGACGCAUUUGAGGCUUCUAUCAUCAAAGUCUAUUCUAGCAUUCUACGUUUUCAAGUUGAAGCCGCUUUGCAUUUUCACAGGCCUACCAUGGCAAGGACAGUGUCAAAUAUAGUCCAAUCAGUUGACUGGACAGGGCUACUAUCAAAGGUCAAAGAAAGCGACGCUGAAUGCGUGGCUUUUACCUCGAUGGCCGGACUGGCUACGUUAGGUUCCAAUCUUAAUGGAAUUGGCAAUAGUCUUGUUGAGCUCCGGCAGAGAUGUAAGGAAAUACAUGAUAUCGGUAAAGCACUUGCUACGCUUCAAGAGGCAUGGGAUUCGAAUCGAAAAGGAAUUUCCCAGAUUGUAUCUUGGAUCUCGGACGCCCAAGUCGGGGAGGAUCAUGAGCGCGUGAGAACAAAACUUGGCGCUCGUUACUGGGAUGCCGGCCAGUGGUUCUUGGAGAACCCCGGGUUCAAAGUCUGGAAGGAAUCAAACCGUGGCCAAUUUUGGCUCCAAGGUUCAGUUGGAACGGGCAAGACGAGUCUGGCGUCUAUUGUGAUCAAUGAUCUGAUUAAAGCUGGUGAUAAUAGAUGCAUAGCCUUCUAUUACUGUUCACGGAGCUCAACUGGAUCAUCAAACGAUACGACCGCAAUCUUCCGAAGUCUUGUUGCGCAGCUGGCUUGCAAAGUUGAUGGCGAAGACGUAGACGUAUAUCCGGUUAUUCGCCAAUGGUAUCAGAGGGAUGCGAAGCGAUAUGUCAUGGGUAGUCGAUUGUCGUUAACAGAGUGUGAGGAUCUUCUUGUAACUUUGAUGGCUGAGCAUGUAAGGACAGCCAUUGUUAUCGACGGUCUUGAUGAGUGUGAGGAAGAGAUGCAGUUGCUAAGAUCACUCUAUGGGAUCUGGAGGAGGUAUCCCAACCUGCAGGUCUUCCUGACGAGUCGUCUCCACGUGGAUGUCCUCGAAGUUUUCCCAAAAAUCACCACGGUGCAGAGUGAUUUUGGCAAGACUUCCAAAGACAUCAAAGAAUACAUAAGAAAAGAGCUGCAGCGCAAGGAUCGACGAAACGCGAAAGUCAUUACAGAUGAGCUCGCGGAACGUAUGGUGGAAAUCCUGACCCAGCGAGCGCAGGGAAUGUUCCGAUGGGUCGAGCUACAGCUCGAUCUCCUAAUCAGCUCCGAGCGACGCAUCAGGUACCGGCGAGAUUUCGAGGAGCGUUUACUUCAACUCGAACUUGGUUCGGGAAAAGAAGUCAUUGACGCGCUCCGAGAUACUUAUGACGAAAUAUACGAAAGAAACACAUCCCAAGGCCGUCAUAGCAGAAGAUUGGCCGAGAAGUCCCUCAAAUGGGUUUUGUGUGCAGCGAGACCACUGAAAAUAUGGGAAUUGGGUGCUGCUGUGGCUGUUGAUGGCGAGGACAAAGUUACCACAAGCUUGAUCGUUGACACUUGCAGUAAUUUCUUCAAUGUGGAUUCUAAAGGCUUUGUUCAACUUGCCCACCUAUCUGUAAGGGAGUAUUUGGAGGUCAAGAAUGUGGCAGGGUGUCUGAUAUUCUCCCCUGAAGAGGCUCACGCGGAGGUCGCUUUGACUUGUAUCCUGUACUGGAAGAACCUGUCCCAGAUAUCCUCUAAUGACGAGCAUGAGGAUGAAUCGGAGUUCAAUUAUGACAGCCAAGAUGAGCAGAACGUGGAAGAAGUAGAUGCGAUGUCAAUUUCGGAUCCAAGGAACAACUUAAUUGUCACCAUAACGAAACCUAAGGAAGAUAAUCAAGAAUAUGACCCUGUUCAAGGUGGAGCAGACAGAGAGAAUAGGGAGAUUGUUGAGCAAAUGAAAGCCGCUAAGACUGCACAUCAAAAAACCCAACGUCUUCACGGAUGGGUAGAUGGGAGCCAGAAUCCAGAGCCGGAGCAGGAUAAUGUCGGCGAAAAAGAGGGUACAGAGGGAUUCGAACAAAUGGAAGACAAUCCUACCGAAACACUGAUUUUGAAGCAAGUAAUAUCGACCAACACCGAUUAUUUCAGUCUAGCCGAUAAGUAUAUUCGAAUGGACUCUGCGCCAGCCCUGAAGCCCCAGCAAGCGUUCAAACGCUUCCAACGAUAUGCAUCGAUAUACUGGGCAACACACUGCCAGGCCGCCAAAGGUCCAAGGAUGGAUGAAUCAAGACAACUAAACGAGCUGUUCUGGGAUUUCAUGGACGACAACGGCUCAAGCCCAGAGUACAAACUCUGGGAAAUAGCUUUGCUGAAUGAAGCAAAACUCACAAGUGUCCCGAUGAUCGACCCAGCUCCGAUGAUCUUCGUGCCAGCCACAGCACACGACCAAGCCAUCUUGGAUGCGGAGCCUAUAUAUGAACGCUGGCAAGAGACGAUCGCUCGUUCCGAGGGCCCGCAGCCUUUACGGCCCAAUGUUUCGUUGAUUGCCUGUUUCUAUGGGUUUACGGAUAUCCUGCAAGAGAUAUCUGAGGAUGGGUCCGCGCAGACGACUCGUAACCACGAGGGGAUUAUGGGUCUCGUGCUCGCUGCUCGUAACGGGUAUAACGAAGUCCUGGAUCUUCCGAUAUCGAAUGAACGUAAUCUCGACGUUCCAGAUCGAGGAGGCAGGACCGCGCUUCACCAUGCAGCUCUCGGUGGGUAUCUGGAGCUGGUGCGGUUUCUACUCGGAUACCCGAGGAAGUCUGGCAGGCGGGCCGGCAAGAAAGAUCGUAAGUCGAGAGUCGAUGUUAAUGCGAGAGAUCUGGGAGAGAAAACCCCUUUGCAUUAUGCGGCGGAGUCUGAUCAGGUCGAAGUUGUCAAGUUGUUGCUCGGCGAGGAGAAUGUGGAUGUCCAUGCUAGGAAUCAAUACGGAUAUACGGCACUCGGACUCUGUUCUCAAAACACGUCGGAUGUUAUGGCGAAGCUAUUGAGGGAUGAUAAGAGGUAUAGGAAAGAAGAUGAGUUUUGA